Molecule: messenger RNA, 2190 nt
Organism: Fusarium proliferatum ET1
Lineage: Eukaryota; Fungi; Ascomycota; Sordariomycetes; Hypocreales; Nectriaceae
Exons: 6
Coding region: 1-2190 (729 amino acids)
Source: RefSeq, a predicted model, not a curated record
AUGAUUCUGAGAGAGAAACGGUCCCUCGUAGUGGGAUAUGCACUGUAUCCACCUGCCGAGCCGGCCAUUAUUUGGAACGCUAAAGUCUACCAGAUCCUAGGAGAACCUUGUGGCGAUGACAUCCGUCUACAGCGACCUGACCUAAUCUACGUCGAUGAUCGGCCUAUUGAGUUUUCUAUUGGCCUUCCUCCCACGAAAGCAUCAGCUGAGACAGAUGAGGAUGUUCCACAACCCGAGGCGUGGACGGGACCCGUCAUAACCAUCGAAACCUUUGUCGAGGCAGAAAUUGAUCAGUAUAAUCUAUUGAGACUCAAGAGGCUCCCGGAAAGAGUGACUUCAUCUUGUCUUGAUCUACUGAAUCCAAAGCAUGUCUCCCGGCGACAUCUGGUGGUAGAAUCUCCGUUCCUUGUUCAAGGCCUUAGUGAUCUCGUUCAAUAUUAUCCGUCCUUCCCUCAGAUGUUGUUGGAUGACUCAAAAAGUGGAGAGAUGAGGAUUGAGGAGCCUUUUGCCGUCCUAUUCCAUCAUUUUGAUGCCAUCGCAGCUAUAGCUAAUGGAAGUACCAGGACAACGGACUAUAAAACCGAGGGUAAAGGUAUUGGUCAGCAGAAUCACUCAACGGUACUCCAUGCAAAGCAUUUGAUGGAGUUCCUCGAGCCAAUUUACACUGAGUCCAUCUUGACCUGUCAAAAGCACCUUUCCAACUCCGUCCCGCAGGUUGAGUUGGGCAUGAUCUGGUAUCUUCUCAAACCUGGGAUAGAUGUGUAUGUACAAAUUGAAGGAUCAACUCAUGCUGCAGUUGUGCGGAGCGUCAGGCGGACAGAUGUCUCUGUGUCUAAGCUUUGGGGGGCUGGGAGUGACGGGUCGUGGCUGGUCGACCUCUGGCGGCUUGAGAGUGAUGGUUCCAGACUCGGAAAGGGCUCUUUCUCCGUAACUAUACCCCCUUACUCUGGAUUCCGAGAUGUCACUAGACUUCAAGUGUAUCCAGUCUCAAUUUGGGAUGUACAUGAUGGUGGCGAGCGACGUGGGAGAAUUUUACGUCGGGCUGCAAUCUUCUUCAAGGCCCUUCAACGUGGCAAUCUCCUAGUGGACUACAAGGGCCCGAUUCGAGAAACCGCCCAAUAUUACACAGGAAAGGUAGUUAUCGACCAUCGAAGAGGGCAAGAAUCCAACAUGUCCCCACCCCUUUCCCUCCCGGUCAAUGAGUAUUCAGAUCGGUUCAGGGAGUAUGAUGGAAUUCUCAUCAACAACGAUAGGUCUUUCUACACCACACAAGGUACUCAGAAUCGUCCCGCAAAUCAAAAGUCUAGGCCCGCCAACAGCAACGACGCCGUGGUGAACCAGGAGCGAUUGCAGGUAUGGCUCGACGAUGUACCCGAGCAUCUUUCCCCGAAGGCUUUUCACGCAGAGGCUGGUGAUUCUGUUGUUCAACAGCUCACCGAGCAUCAACUCCUUCUGCUAUGUCCAGACGUUCUGGCAUAUGGACUAAGACGCAAGCAUUGGAUGCGGAUCUCUCUCGAUUACGUUCAAGAGUCCUUGCCAUCGGAUGAGAUCGAGACGCUCGUGGAAGGCGAGCUUAUGAAGUGGUUUGAUCUUGCGGAAGCCUGGAACGCAGUUCUUCUUGUCGAUGAAGCCGUUAUCUUCCUCGAGCGAAGGCAGAAUCGAGACCUCGCUCGAAACGGGCUGGUAUUAGCCUUCCUUCGACGGAUGGAAUACUUUAAGAGCCUACUGUUUCUGACUACCAACCGCGUUGGACAAAUCGACGAUGCCUUCAUUUCACGAGUCCACGUCGCUAUCGGAUACCAGGCCCUCGACGAGGAGACUAGGCGAAAGGUCUGGGGCGGAUUUUUCCGCAAGCUGGUGCGCGAAUGCGCUGGCAAGGUACAGAUCUCACCAGUCGCGAAGAAAUGGGUUCUUGACACCGCCGGCGAGACGAACCUCAACGGGAGAGACAUUCGUAAUGCAUUGCAGACAGCCAUCACGCUGGCAGAGUUUGAAAGCGAAGAGGAUCCGGACUAUGAUGCUGCAUUGGUGACAGUUGUCACUAAAGCCCAUUUCCAGAAGGUUUUGGAAAUGUGUAAUCGCUUCCGCAGUUAUGUCACAAGUAUACGUAGGGAAGACGAGAUGAAACGUGCCCAAGGGCGUGGAGAUCGGAAUGAUUAUGGCAACGGGUUUGAUAGCAGGAUGUGCUGA